Molecule: messenger RNA, 712 nt
Organism: Drosophila subobscura
Lineage: Eukaryota; Metazoa; Arthropoda; Insecta; Diptera; Drosophilidae
Gene: Obp56c
Exons: 2
Coding region: 5-712 (235 amino acids)
Biological process (GO): sensory perception of smell
Molecular function (GO): odorant binding
Source: RefSeq, a predicted model, not a curated record
UUCAAUGUUUUUUCGCGACCAAAUUCUGUUCCUGCUGUGCCUGGGCCUUAGCGAUCUGCUGCCACUGACAUGGAGCCGAUCGCUGACCGUCUCGCUGAACAUGUCCAUGACGCGAUCCGUAGACGAGGAGGAGCAGAAUGCAACGAAGAGAUCGCUCAGCGAGGACAUGAUGCAGUCGUGCAUUCGCCGGACAGAGAUUUCUAUGUCGCAGUUGAAGCUCUUCCACAUGAGCCUCCUGAACAACGAUUACACCAGCGAUAAUGAUGUGGCGGCGCCCAUAGGACCGGGAGAGAACAACCUGGCCGACGGGGACUAUGGCAUCAAUUCCCAGAUGCCAUACCUCGACCUCAAGGGCAACGAGCCGCUGCAAUGCUUCGUGAGCUGCUUGUAUGAGAGCCUGGACGUGUACCGCUACAACAUCCUGCUGGAGCAGGCCUUCCGGCAACAGGUGCAGAACAUGCUGCAGAAGGAGAAGCCAGCGGUGAAGGAAUGCGGGGACCUCCAGGGACGCACACGCUGCGAGGCGGCCUACAAGCUGCAUCUCUGCUACAAUCAUCUCAAGACCAUGGAGACGGAGCAGCGAAUCAGGGACAUUAUCGAGCGCAGCGAAAUGGCUGAGGGUAAUGAGGGCCUAGACAGCGAGAAGGAGCCCGACGGCGAUGUCAUCGAUGGCACUCAGCACUCCAAUGAAGUCAACUCGAAGGAGGAAUAA